CUAGAGUUCUACACAUACAUACAUACUCGUCACGCUCUUUUUCUAUGAUAAGAACUUUAAAUUAAUUGUACAUUAAUUGACUCCAAUAUUUUUUUUUAUUUACAGAAUGCAACCAGUUGUACACCAAGACAAAAAUAUUUUUAAAUUAAUAUGUAACACCCAAAUUGAUACUCCCAUUAAAAUGAGUCCCGAGUAUAGGCUAGAUGGAGCGACUGUGCUGCAAGUUAAGAUAGAAAGUGAGACGACUAAAACAGAACCUUCAGCUUAUACGUGCAUAUACUUUAUAAAAUUCAAAAAAGCUGUACAAAAUGAUCAACAGAUUUACACUCUCAAAGUGUCGAGCGAGAAAUUUAAAAUUAAAGAUAGUAUUUUUCUAACCGAUGAUAUAGCUUGGCGUAAAAUCGGCGAAGCACUAAAUUGCGAGAGAAUUGAUUUUGAUUUUACAUUUGAAGUGGAUUCCCUGAUGACUUCAAUCACUCCAUUUAAACAUCUUUACGAUGAUACUGAAUUAACCGACUUUAAAAUUGUUGGUGAAAGUGGAUGCGUUGAAGUUCACAAGACAGUUUUGGCGAGCUUUAGUCCAGAAUUCAAUCAAAAUCUUUCUUUUCUAGAUAAAUUAUUAAAUAAGAAGGAGACUAAAGCAUCGAAAGAAACUUUGGAACAUCUAAAGUCAUAUAUGUACUUACAAAUAUUGCCUCAAGAUGGUAUAAGACAACUAGCUGAACUUGCAAUUCACUUCGAUAUGACGGACUUGGUGACCAAGUGCUGUAUUAAAUUGUUAAAUGAGGUGACACCUGAUAAUGUUUUGUCUCUUCUUGAGUUCGCGACGACCAAUAAUUUGCAUAAAUUGACGAUUGGCAUUCUGAAGUAUGUUCAAUCGGGCUAUAUUACGGUUGAUGAUAUAAAGAUACCAGUUGCUGAAACAUAUGAAUAA
Messenger RNA from Hyposmocoma kahamanoa, 934 nucleotides. RefSeq lists its product as uncharacterized. Bases 182 to 934 code for a protein of 250 amino acids. The transcript has a single exon. Lineage: Eukaryota; Metazoa; Arthropoda; Insecta; Lepidoptera; Cosmopterigidae. Gene Ontology annotation, molecular function: protein binding. The record is from RefSeq and is a predicted model, not a curated record.